AUGCCAAGAAAGAUAAAUAGCGCGACACCGGUGAGAAGGUCACCUCGCUUUAAACGCAUCGAAACCCAAGACGAAAUUACAGAGACUACCUCACCCGCUUCUAACACGCGUCCAAAACGGGCCCGAAACGAGGAAGAACAUCAUACAACAGAGGAAACGAAGAGAGAGGAUAGUGAGGAGUCAAAUGCUUACGAAAUUGAAGCAAGCAAAGACGUCAUAAUAAUUCCCGAGGAAAUUUACAUAUCUGACGACACGGCAAGUGUCGAUACAAUUGUUGAUGAUGAUAUGUCAAAAUGGGAAGUAAUGAAGAAAUCCCUUUUUGACAUUCCUAAAGACCCGGCACCACCUUAUCAUACGUAUGUUGAAAGGCUAUUGAUUAAACGUCCUUGGAUGAAGAAGGAAGACAUUGAUUAUCUUCAAAAUUUAUUUACUGACCCCGAAUCUUUACUCGCUAAGAAACAAUUGAAAAACCUUUUUAAUUUUGAAGUUUUCAUGGGUUUUUCAAUUGAACAAAAGGGUCGUCUUUUGAACCUUUUACCGAAUUGCGACAUGGUUCCGAUCUCGGAUAAUGACGGAGAACCAAUUGAUUCGCCAAGGAUUCAACUAGAACAUAUAAAUGCAGGAUUGGAACCUUAUGAAGCAGGUGUAUCUGGAAAGGUCAGCAAACUUGACCCCAAUAAAGUUUGUCCUCGAUUUGAUUUUUGGACUUCGGAUUCUUUUAAAGAUUCUCAACGUUGGUUCCAAAAGAGCAUUAAAUUAGGAUACAACACUUCUCUUGGAAUUAGCAUUCAAUGGAAUAGUCUUGAAAACUUUAAGGCUGUAAUUCCCAAGGAAUGGAAGUGCGAUGAAUAUGAACGAGUGUGGGGAAUCGGACUUGAGGAAAAAAUGGGAGAAAAACAAAUCGCGGGUGAUUCUGCUCAAAUGUCUCUUCCUGAAAUGGCCAAAUCGAAGGUCAUUAGACUCAAUGAUUUAUGGAAAUAUAAACGACAAUUUAAGAACGUUGGGGUAACAGUCUCAAUGGAUUUGAAGGUCGUCGGUAUUAAUCAAUCAAAUGGUCACUUAGAUUUCAUGUUAACCAAAGAUGGAGAAGAUAAAAUCAUAAAAGACGUCUAUAAACCGACUCGUCUAGAAAAUGAAGUUUUAGAUUUUGAUGGCCGUGUUGCAAAAUCUUCUCGUCCUAAUAGUAAUGCUUUUAAAAAUUUUAGAAUUAUAAGGUCAGAAGAUUAUACCCCAAGCUUGUUUGAAACAAGGAAAGAAUAUUGGGCGAAAAUCCAGUAG
This is a messenger RNA of Funneliformis mosseae, 1278 nucleotides long. Lineage: Eukaryota; Fungi; Glomeromycota; Glomeromycetes; Glomerales; Glomeraceae. The record is from the annotation of a GenBank genome assembly.